Molecule: messenger RNA, 588 nt
Organism: Gryllus bimaculatus (two-spotted cricket)
Lineage: Eukaryota; Metazoa; Arthropoda; Insecta; Orthoptera; Gryllidae
Source: the annotation of a GenBank genome assembly
AUGUUGUUUUUCGGAGUUUCCUACAGAGGGCGGCAAAGAAGGUUGGCCGCGAUGGCGGCGGUGAAGUCAAAAGUUGAGGCUAGUAUUACAAAGAAAGAUGAUAAUACGAGUUGUGAUAAAAAAUCGAAACAAUUGGGUCUACAAAUGUUUGAACUUUGUUUGUCUGCAAUUUCUCUGUGUACUUUUAUUGCAGAUUUCAGCACUGAUGUUAUUGUAGUAAUCAGCUAUUUUCAUUAUGGAAAAAUGUAUUGGGCAAUUAUUACCCUUUUGUUUAUAAUAGUGCCAGCCAUCAUAGUACAACUUUUCAGUAUGCGAUGGUACAUUACUGAUGACAAAGCUCAUUGGUAUCAUUGGCUAACACAUGCAUUUCUUCUUGGCGUUCUUCACAGGUAUGUUGAAGUUUUGAAGACUGGUGUUGAAUCUUGGUCUGGUGCAGAUUUCAACGAUGUACAACGUUUGUACCAUCAGUGGAAUGAUGUUUGCUUGUUGCAUCUUUUUGAAUCUUUCAUGGAAUCAGCUCCUCAAUUAUUAAUACAAAUUUAUAUUAUGAUAAAUCUUGAAGAUUGGUGGAGUUGGACUGGUAAGUAA